UGAAACUACGAGCGAAGUAUCUAAAACACCGGAUGUUACAUCGUCAAGUAUAACAAAAAAUACAAAAUCAAUAACUUCUUAUCAUCCAACGUCACCAACAAUAACAGAAGAAGUAAAAACGACACCAGAAGAAAUGCUUUACUGUGAAGGAAAAACAUUUCAAGGUAUUGAAUGGCCGAGAACUUGUGCUGGUAAAUAUGCUACCAUAAAUUGUCCGAAAGAAACAGUUGGAAAAGCUUUGUGGUAUUGCAAUAAGUCUGGACAUUGGGAGACAGAAGAACCGAAUUUGGAUGGUUGCAUUAGUUCUUGGAUUGAUCAAAUUAAUCAAGAG
This is a messenger RNA of Centruroides sculpturatus (bark scorpion), 331 nucleotides long. RefSeq names its product latrophilin-like protein 1. Gene Ontology annotation, cellular component: membrane. The annotation marks the transcript as partial. The record is from RefSeq and is a predicted model, not a curated record. Gene Ontology annotation, molecular function: G protein-coupled receptor activity. NCBI's taxonomy places the organism in Eukaryota, Metazoa, Arthropoda, Arachnida, Scorpiones, Buthidae. The transcript has 2 exons.